Molecule: messenger RNA, 937 nt
Organism: Leguminivora glycinivorella
Lineage: Eukaryota; Metazoa; Arthropoda; Insecta; Lepidoptera; Tortricidae
Exons: 6
Coding region: 96-803 (235 amino acids)
Source: RefSeq, a predicted model, not a curated record
GAAUAAUCGAAUAUUGGAAUUCGCUUGUGAUAAAAAUAUAUGAUAUGUUUAUGUAAGUUGUGAAUUUCAAGAAAUUUACGUUUCUGAUGUGAGGAAUGACGUUCUACUUGUGGUCCAUCUUCAUUAUACUGUAUCAAACCAUCAUCUGUGUAGUCUUCACCUGGUUGACGCUGAAAUGCCGGCUAGCACCAGAACCAGGAGAACCUCGUGAGCUUACACUCAUCAAGAUGCUGUACCUGUUUGAGCCGCAAAGUUGCGAGCGACACUACUACUACAAUUACACCGUGCUGGUCGACAAUAAGCGAACCAUGUCCAACAUACUGUGGAUGGAGUCUAACUGGGUUGCUGCUGCUUUCAGAAACAAGAUGAAGCUAUGGGUGAGCCUCCACAUAGCCUGGCUAGGGUUGGCGCUCCUCAACGUGAGCCUCGGGCGCCGACCCUGCGGGUUCUACGCGAUACUGCUGCCGCUAACAGGAAUUGGCAUAACCCUACUGGUUGUCGACUUGGUACAUGCCGCGCUGUUUCUGCUUGAUGCCGUUCAUACGAAGACUGAAGGUCAAAUCUGGGACUACAUCGGAUCCGAACAUCAGGUGAAGAUAAUCCCCCGUCUCCCACAAUACACCUUUGAGAUCGAUGAAGCUGACACCUCCUGGGUUUCCCUCCUCUUCGCGUAUGGAAGCCUGAGGGGCAUCGUUCAGUGGAUUGUCAACUUCUGGAUCGUGCAGGAUAACUAUUUUGAUGGGCUGCAUUAUUAUCGUGAGUUAGGUUUGCAAGAAGCAAACAAGCGAAUGAGUUAUAGCUAAAACUCAAAACUCAAGUCAAGACUCAACCACGAAACACAAAACCAUGAACAUUUAUAAUACAUCCAUUUGAAUUACGCCUGUUACCCUCACCGAAGGAAAAAUUGGAUAUAUUCAGAAAUAAAGCAACAAACGCA